Ixodes scapularis (black-legged tick) is the source of this 549-nucleotide messenger RNA. RefSeq lists its product as uncharacterized. The transcript has 2 exons. NCBI's taxonomy places the organism in Eukaryota, Metazoa, Arthropoda, Arachnida, Ixodida, Ixodidae. Bases 1 to 549 code for a protein of 182 amino acids. The record is from RefSeq and is a predicted model, not a curated record.
AUGUGUGGAUUCGUAAAUUAUACAGUGGAGCCAGAAGAAAACUUGAGAAUUGAGGACUGGGGCCUACUUUGUGCUGAAGAAUCGGCCUUCGAUUUCAUUCCUGCGACUGACAACCUCGCGACUUGCAGAUUAAGGACUGUCGAGGAAAUUAUUUACAAAGUGACAGCACCGCAAGGAGAGUCAAGUAGCAGAGAUGACGACGGUGAAGUAACUAACGACGAGCAACCGCCGACGACUGCUGAAACACUGCAUGCACUCGACGUGCUGCGGCGCAUAGUGAGGUGGGUGGCACUCAGAUGGUCGAACGACGUUUUAACAAACUCCAACUUUUUAUCGAAAGACACUUAUGCAAAUGGUCGGCCGCCUCGAAGUUGCGUUUACGGGUGGGCCAGGUGGGCUAACAAUUUUGCAAUGAGCCGCCACAGACUGGGACCCAUAGUGAGCUCGAUCAACGCCAGCGAAGACACGUGCGCACGUUUCAACAUGUUCCAAAAGUGCCUCCUGGGUGACGUCAAAAAAAAAAAAAGACUCGUUUUUUUGCACGUAUGA